Hippocampus zosterae (dwarf seahorse) is the source of this 1249-nucleotide messenger RNA. It is a transcript of the gene fis1, whose product is annotated as fission, mitochondrial 1. Gene Ontology annotation, cellular component: mitochondrial outer membrane; peroxisomal membrane. Gene Ontology annotation, molecular function: protein binding. Bases 89 to 553 code for a protein of 154 amino acids. The transcript is spliced from 5 exons. NCBI's taxonomy places the organism in Eukaryota, Metazoa, Chordata, Actinopteri, Syngnathiformes, Syngnathidae. The record is from RefSeq and is a predicted model, not a curated record. Gene Ontology annotation, biological process: autophagy of mitochondrion; mitochondrial fragmentation involved in apoptotic process; peroxisome fission.
UUUUUUCCUAUCCACUGCGGCUUCAUGCUGACGUCACAUGUGACGUUUCUAAAGAGAGGCGUGAUGUUUGCGUUCUAUUUCCGCAAACAUGGAGGCCGUGUUGAGCGAUGUAGUGGCUCCCGAAGACCUUCUAAAAUUUGAGAAGAAAUACAACAAUGAGCUGGCAAAGGGAGCCGUUUCCAAAGAGACUAAGUUUGAAUACGCUUGGUGUCUGAUCAGGAGCAAAUACACCGACGACAUCAAGAAAGGAAUUGCGUUGUUGGAGGAACUUGUUCAGAAAGCCUCAAAGGACGACACGCGCGACUUCUUCUUCUAUCUUGCUGUGGCCAACUACCGACUGAAGGGGUACGAAGAAGCCCUGAAGUACAUCCGCAUCCUCCUGAAGAACGAGCCGGGCAACAAGCAGGCGCUGGAGUUGCAGGCGCUUAUCGACAAGGCUUUGAAAAAAGAUGGCUUGGUCGGCAUGGCGAUCGUAGGGGGAAUCGGGCUCGGCGUGGCCGGUUUAGCCGGGCUCAUCGGCCUGGCUGUGGCCAAGCGAGGGCCCAAGUUUUAACCGCAACCUUUUCCUCUCUCCUUUUUUUUGUUUUUUUUUUGCUGGACUGCCCCAUUGAUUGAUGUAUUCUCAUUUGCAUUGACAUUUACAUUGACCAUUGAUCGCCAGCUUCCGCCUGUGUACAUAACAAAACAAGCAUCUAGCCACGCCUUUUAUUUAUCAUCCAAUUUAUUUGAAUGCUAAUCCACUGAAAAGGGAAUGUUAUGUCAAAUGUCCCGACUUUAACAAGUUUGUUUUCCCCGGAUCGUUCAAUAAAAGCGAAAAAAAAAAAGAAAGAAGGAAAGUGUUGACUUGAGUCACCUGUUCUCAUCAAACAAUUCCGCCCUUAUCGGUAGCGUCGCACGUCGUUCCCACCGAGUACAUCGUGAUCGUAACGUGCCGCCGUUGACGGCAACAGGAAAAAACAUGUCAGAAAGAAAAAUACAACUUGGCCUACUUGGCUGACCUUGUAAAAUUGUCUUGACUUAAAGAUGAAAUCAAAUUUGUCGACGUCGUUUUACAACGCCAUUGUGUGUGUGUGUGUUUGUGUGUGUGUGUGUGGUUAUCAGCCUUGCGAUGUGUUACUCAUUAACUCGGCUGACAGCAGCACCGAAACUCCCAAGGGACUAACGAAUAAUUUGCCGUCAUAAAAAUAUUUUGUGUGUGUCCAUUAAAUCACACUUGUGAGGUUUACCAUGAUAAACUUAACUGGGGGGA